CCCUCAGGCGGGGCGGUCGGGGAGGAAGUGGCCCGGGGAGGCCGGAAGCGGCGUUUGACGAGGGGCAGGCGGAGCGGGGCGCUGGCCGUAGGCCUUGCCAAUGGAUGAACUGGUGCAUGACUUGGCCUCAGCCUUAGAGCAGACUUCGGAACAAAACAAGCUGGAUGAGCUAUGGGAAGAGAUGGCCCUAAGCCCACGGCAACAGCGGCGUCAGCUUCGCAAGAGACGGGGUCGUAAGCGACGCUCAGACUUCACGCAUCAGGCAGAGCAUGCCUGCUGCUACAGUGAGGCCUCAGAGUCAAGCUUGGAUGAAGCUGUCAAGGAUUGCCGUGAGGUGCUGACAGCCAAUUUCAGUGACUCUGAUGACACGGCAGUGGUCAAACGACACCCAGCUCUCAGUGCCACCCUGAGGAGCAAGCAACACUCGUGGCAUGAGUCAGACUCCUUUACAGAGAACGCACCCUGUCGACCUCUCAGGCGCCGACGGAAAGUCAAACGUGUGACGUCAGCGGUGGCUGCCAGUCUCCAGCAAAAGCUCAGGGUGUCAGAGUGGAACUAUGAGAGGGGUUGCAGGUUCAAGUCAGCCAAGAAGCAGCGUCUUUCACGCUGGAAAGAAAACGCCCCUUGGACAUCAUCCAGUCACGGCCUUUGUGAAUCAGGAGAGAACAGGCCCUUCCUCAGCAAAGGGGGAAGGAAGGAGCGGAUGGAGUGUGAAGCUGAUGAACAGAAACAGGGCUCAGAUGAAAACAUGUCGGAAUGUGAAACCAGCAGUGUAUGCAGCAGCAGUGAUACUGGCCUGUUUACCAAUGAUGAGGGCCGCCAAGGAGAUGAUGAGCAAAGUGAUUGGUUUUAUGAAGGAGAAUGUGUUCCAGGAUUCACUGUCCCCAACCUUCUUCCCAAGUGGGGAGCUGACCACCGAUCUGAAGUGGAGAGGAUUGACUCAAGCCUGGACAAGCUCUCAGAUUCCAUGUUCCUUUUGCCCUCGCGGCCAGCUCAGAGAGGAUUUCAUGCUCGCCUGAAUCGCCUUCCAGGAGCUGCCGCCCGUUGUCUCCGAAAAGGUCGGAGGAGGCUUGUUGGCAAGGAGACCUCCAUGAGCACUGUGGGCACCGAGAGGCUAGGUCAAAUUGUUAGCGAUCCACGCCAGAAAGAAAAGAACCAAGUGCCGGCUUCUGAUUUCCCACACACUGUGGCCUGUGCACAUGAGUUCAAUCCAUUAUCUCCUCUGUACUCUCUGGAUGUGCUUGCUGAUGCUUCGCACCGAAGAUGCUCACCAGCACACUGCACUGCCAGGCAAGCAAAUGUACACCUGGGACCACCAUGUUCAAGGGACAUCAAGAGGAAACGAAAGCCAGCUGCAGCCUCCAUGUCCAGCCCAACAUCAGCAACUUUACCUGUCCACAUGGAUGGAGCAGAGUCAGAGCUACCAGCAACACCAUCCCUGAGAUCCCAGAACUCUGAGUGGACAGGGAAAACACCAGCAGCUGAGAAAGCCACUAUUGCUGCCUCCAGUAACUUUUUUAAAAUGCCACCAGAGAAGAGCCCUGGAUACAGCUAAAAGGAAGCAUCUCGACUGUAAAAGCUUGCUGGAUUUUCAGUGUGUUUGACUCUGGUGUGUAUCUUCACCAAACAUCUUGUUUGGCAGUAGUGAUAUCUUCAGUAUUGGUGCGUGAUGCGUGCCAUUAUCCAGACUGAUCUGCGCGCCCUGCAUACCUAAAUCAUGUUUGCAAAUCUGUUUAAAAAAAGGUAAUCAGUGUUGGGACCGCAGUGGCUUUUAAAAAUGUUCUUGCUAUUGCUGUAUUUAUUAUGCAUUCAUCUUCUCUGAUGCCAGCUCAUAUGUGCUGGGUCAUGUACAGAUUCUUUUGGGUUUUCAGAUCUUUAUUCACCCCCUGCACAUGUUGCUUGUUUGUGCAUUUGGGGUUUUUUGGGUGAAAGUCCCACUAUCGCCCAGGGACACAAAAGUCUCCCCCUGCUUUGUUCCAGGCCAGGAGGAUUUCUUGGCUGGAGAAUGAGGAGGGAGUGCAAACAAGUUGAAACAUGGAACCUGAAUUCUGUAUUAACAGAAUGUUUUUAGGCCAUGUGCUAAUGGACUUGUAUCAUGUUGAUUCUAGGGUAGCAAAUAUGGUGCUUGUCCAUUCAGAAAUUGCCAUUUGCUUACUGGCAGCAUGGUCCAUUAGACCUUUUCCUUCACCCUUGUUCUGAAUGUCUUUGUUCUUGCUUGUGUAUUGCAUGUUCUUUCCUAAAUCUCCUACUGGAUAAGGAUUUGGGAGAACUACUUGGACAUAUAUCUGCAAGCUGGUGUCCUGGAAAGGAACCUGGGCCCUUGAAUGUCCUUGGGGUGUGGUAAAGAAUAUACAAAACUUCCAUUUUUUGGUGUAUAAAUUAAAAAAAUUACUGUGGGCAUUUCUAAAGGAUGCUCGCUGUUGAAGUUAACAUGCCAUUGAACAAAAAAGCCAUUUAAAGUAUCACUUGAGUUUACAGCAUUCUGGGUAUUGAUCAGACCAUUUCUGUCUCACGUUUUCCCUCCUUUCAAAAAGUAUUGUCUGCUAUAUCUACCGGACAUGUCUCCACCUACUGAUGAUUAUACUUUAGUCUGCAGCAUACAAAAAAGAUUCUCUUCUUUUUAUAGCACUUUCACCUGGUCUCCUGUUAGCUCCCAUGUUGCACAAUAUAUGGAGAGUGAUUUCUUCCCUCUUUUUUCUUGAAUUCUUGAUCACACUCCACUUACUUUUCUUGAAUUACUGGAGCUUAUUUUGGGCUGCGUUUUUAAAACAUAUACCUGCAUAGCAUAUGUCAAGGAACAGUUGGCCUCAUGGCUUCUUCAGUCCUUCAAAAAUAGGAUAUAUUUGUAUGCAUAGAACCCUUUUUUGCUUUCCUCACUGGAUGGAGCUUUCAGACAGGACUGUUUAAGCUUGUAAAAAUUAAUUUUGAAUGUGGAGGUGCAGUUAGCACUCUUAAAUAGAUAAAAUUUGCAUGUUUUUAGUGGCUUUGCAGUGUUGUGCUCUCCCUUAUAAAUCAAAUAGCUGAGGGACAGAUUUGAUUGUGAGGAUAUAAAGCGGUGAUCUAUAUUUAACUUUGUAUUAAAAUGUUAAAUGGUCAUAUCAUAAACAAAACAAAAAUUGAAUGACUCACUAAAUCAUGAUUGACAAAUACAGUUAUUACAGACACACUGUGUCUGAUCCCCUAAUACCUACUUAUUCUUGUGGAGAGAUCCAAAUUGGAUUUAUAUUUCGCAGCCCAAGCAAACUGUCAGAUCCGUCCAUGUAAAUCCCUCUCAAAACCUUUUUUCUUUUUUUUUUUUUGUGGUUGUUUUUUGUUUGUUUGUUUUUGAUGGUGGUAUGUUUUAAAACUAGUUAGAACAAGGAAAGCCUUUUUACCUUGCAGGAGGAGUACAGAGGUCAGUGUUUGGAUUAUGGGACAAGCUGUAGGGUUUUGUGCAGAGAUGAGUGUUCCUGUUUUAAACUGUUCAUUGAAUUGUCUUAUUUUGUGCUUAUUUUGAGCAAUGGCACUUCAGAGGUAGCACAGGAAGUCUCGGCACUGGAGAGCCUGUAAUCUAGAACAUACAAAGAGAAGGUAAACCUGAAGAGUAGUAGCUUGACUAUCUAGUACUCCUGAACACAGUGAAGGGGAAAGGUGGUCACAUUCUCCUAACAACCUGCAGAUAAAUUUUAGGAUCGGUAGCCUUGUAACCUAACUUGCAGGCUGUUCCAGGGACAGGUAGUGGUUCCCUAAAAGAGCAUUUGUGCAACUGAGUGUUCUUAAUCUCACGAAGGAUCCUCCGUAGUCUCUCUUGGUUUGAGUCUAUUCAACAGACUCACUCAGAUUACUGAGCAUUCAGCUAAAAUUUAAAAAUUUGGGCCGUUGUGUUCACCUUUUUAAAACCAAUUCUGGUAUAUGUUGCUACAUUCUGAGUAUUGUUCGGAGUAGUUUUGUUUCUUCUGUGGUGUCAGGGCAGUUUUAAAACUUUUAUGAGAGGUGUUUGAGGUGUUAGGGAAUCAAUGGGCUUCACCUCACUCAUUGCAGCAAGGGGAGGGGGUUGACAGACUUCACAUGAUUUUUCACUAGGGGCAGGAAAAGAUAAUUUAUCAGAUUUCCCUAUUGAGGUCAGUAGCAUUGUUCAUCUGUUUAAGCCCUUACUUAGGUUGUAAGCUCCUAGGAGGUCUUCCUUGCCUUUUAAGGUUGAAUGUACGUGUGGCAGUACUGAAGAGUAGCUGUGGCAGGCCUUACCUUGGCAAGGCAUACUUCCUGCUGUGGCAACUUUCUGGAAUUGCCAGGAGGCUCAAGUUCUUGCAGCUGCCCUGUCUUUCCUAUUUCUAUGUUAGAAUCCAUUUGCAGGUCAGGCAGGCUCUCAACCAAAUUUGAUUCUCCUGAGUGGUAGACAAGCUAAAUGAAUUAUCUAUCUUGUUUCUCCAGGGCGUUUACCAAAAUUCAUCUUCAGACUUCAGUAACUUGAUACAGAUUUGAAUAUUUGCAGCAUUUUAGAUGAAUGAACUAGGUGCAUUGUUUUGUCUCUUCCUCUAAGGCAGAUUCAUUAGAACUCAUGCUGUACUCACACAAUACUUGCAGUGAAGGACACAGUGCUUCAGAUGUGGUUUGCUUGAGUAGAAAAGAAUAAUAAUGUGCCUUGAUUUGGUAGCUGUGCUUUUACUAAGGUGGUCCAGUAUGUGAUUAUAGCUUCAAAGAUACACAGCCCACUUAUUCCACUUCUUGUCCAUCAGGACUCCCCAGUCUUUUUCAGGUUUAUCUUCUCUCCAGUUGUCUUCUCUCUGUCUUACGGGAAUCUUUAACUUCCCAGACAUCAUCUGGGAAUACCAUACUGCUGUGACAAGCAAGUCUGAGAAAUUCCUCAAGUAUAUUGAAGAUAAUUUCUUGUCACAAGUACUCAGUGAGCCAGCUAGGAAAGCUGCCCUCAUAGACUUGUUAUUUGUGAACAGAGAAGGGACUUGUGGCAGGUGUGAUGGUAGGUGGCUGUCUUGGCCACAGUGAUCACAAAAUGGUUGAAUUUAAAAUUUUUGAUGUAAUGAGAAAAAUGGUCAGCGGAGUUGCUGCCCUCGAUUUCAAGACAGCUAACUUUAACCUAGAUAGCAAGCUAGUUAGCAGUGUCCCCUGGCAUCUGCUUUUGAGGGCUGAGGGAUCCAUGAGUGCUGGUCAGUUUUUAAGAACCACCUUUCAAAGCACAAGAGCAGGCAACUGUUGUGUAGAAAGUCAAGCAAGUGGUGCAGAAAACCAGUUUAGUUGAACAGGGAACUCCUCUUGGAACUCAGGAGGAAAAAGAAAUUGUGUCAUCUCUGGAAGCGAGGUCAAGCUUCUCAGGAAGAUCAGAGCUGUGUUUUGCAUAUGCAGGGAGAAAACAUGAAAGGCCAAAGCCUAAUUAGAGUUGAAACUGGCCAGUGUUGUGUCAGACAAGAAGAAAGGCUUUUUGAAGUACAUUAACAGCAAAAGAAGGUCUAAGGAAAACAUUGGACUGGUACUUGUUGAAGAUGGUUGCCUGACAAAUAAGGCUGAAGAAAAAGUGGAGGUAUUCAGUGAUGUGUUGGGUUUGUUUGUUUGGGUUUUUUUUUCUCAGUCUCUAAUAAUACUGAUAGACCUUGGGCUUCCCAGUCCUCUGAGUUGGAGGACCACGACUGUGGGAACAGUGACCUUCCAUUUGCUGACACUGAAAUUAUAAGGGACCAGUUGUAUCAGUUGAAUGUUCAUAAGCCCAUGAAGCCAGAUGGGAUUCAUCCUGGAGUACUGAGGGUGCUAGUGGAUGUUUCAGUAGGACCCCUCUCAAUCAUCUACCAAAGGUCUUGGGAGUCUGAGGAGGUCCCUGCUGACUGGAAGGUAGCCAGUGUUAUUCCAAUUUACAAGAAAGGCCUGAGGGAAGUCCUAAGAAACUAUAGCCCUGUUAGCCUGACCCCAGUACCUGGAAACAUUAUGGAGAAGCUCAUACUGGGUGCUAUUGAAAGGCAUUUAAAGGGCAAUGCAAUCAUCAGGCACAGUCAACAUGGAUUCACAAAGGAAAAGUCUUGUCUAACUAAUUUGAUACCCUUCUACAAUAAGGUCAGCCACCUAGUGGAUGAAGGGAAAGUGGUGGAUGUAGUUUUUCUGGAUUUUAGUAAAGCUUUUGAUACUGUCCCUCACAGCAUCCUUCUGGACAAGUUGUCCAACUAUGAGAUGAGCAAGUACAUCAUGUGCUGGGUGAAGAACUGGCUGAACAACAGGGCUCAAAGGGUUGUAGUGGGGCAGUCAGGUUCAUAGGCAUGAUAUUCCGUCAUUUAAUCUGGCUGCCUGUUCCUAGUAACCUUCUUGUCCUUUGGGUGCCUGGAAAUGGCUUCCAGAACUUGCUCCAUAAAGCUACAAGGGACUGAGAUAGGGCUGACUAGCCUGUUAUUUCCCAGAUCUUCAUUCCUACCUUUUUAGAAAGGUGACAUGAUAUGUACCCCUUCCUGUCACCGGUGACUUCAUGCAAUUGCCACAGUUCUUCACAGAUGACAGAGACCAGUCUUCUAAAGACAUACUUUUGCAAACAGGGCUUUAUUUAUGUACAUCGAGAAGAUGGACAUUCAGGGAAAGAGAAAUCGAGAAUUAGGAGGAGCAUAUUUAGUAGUUGUUCUUUGCAUAUCUCCAGCAGUUCCGGUGAGCUCUAGUGAGGAUUAGUGCCCAGUUUGGUAGGUACUGGAGAAGUGCAAACUAAAAGAAUGUUGUUUCUAGCCUUAUGGAUUUAUGAUUUUUAGGUAAUGUACAAUAAAGGGUGAAGAAGGCAACAAAACAGUAGCCGGAGAGAAACUGCUAAGAGGCUGGGACUAGCGCUACUGAAUGAUAGAUUAGCUUCAUGAUAGUGGUACACAGAGGUGUGUCUUGCCAGCAUUCCUGAAUAAUGACAUGAGAUGGAGAGUGCUGUCCUUCAAACUGUAGAAGCUCAUGCUGUUACUUUGUGGCUGUUGCAGAGACCUGCUCAGUGGGCAGAGGAUGAGAAGGGAUAUUGGAGGAAGGGCAACAAGGAGGGUGAUUGAGUGCCUUUUUUAUUGUAACCCCUUCUGCACUGAAUAAAGAAGAUGCCACAAAAACCAAUGUGUUUGCCUGGAUAUCAAAAAGGAAUUAUGUAAAGUGGAUAAGAACUUCGCUUUGUUGUCUUGAGGAACAGGUUUUUUUUUAACCAGAGAACACUUCAGUGAAGCAAAAGUGAAGGAUGCUACCAGUCAUUUGUUCAGAAAAUGUAUUUUAAUAGUCUGUUAGGAGACUGUCGAAGGAGGGCAAACUUCUGUUCUCAUUGUGAUACGGCAUUACUCCGUCUUUGUCCCCUGCAUUCUAUUCCAGUUUGUGUUUUAUGCUUGAGACAUCCUGCUUUGGUACCAUCAAGUACGGGGAAAAAUACUUUACAGCAAUGCUUCUUAAGGCAUAAAGUAUAAGGUGCCACUUGCUAUACAGAAGACAAGACAAGGUUAUCUUAGAACAUUAACUUUUACCCAGUACAAAGAUUGAACUCAGUGUAGAGAACAUAUCUUAAUUAUAACAAAGUGUCUCAUUCUUAAGGAAGUAAACUGUGCCAUAGGCAGGUGCAGGGACACUAAACUGUCGCCAGUGCCUGGAGAUGGGUGCGUGGCUGGCCCUCAAUCAGGUGACAGUGUGGAGACAGAGGGAACCUUCAACAUCCUUCUCAACUUUAAUGUGGGUAAAAUGCCUUCCCAACUGCAAAUCUGGCUGUUAGUGUGACUCAGUGAGUUGACAAAGAUGUGUUAACUGGCAUACCAGAAUAGGUAAAAGUGGGAAAUGGACCAUCACAGCCUGUUAUAUCAGAGAAAGUUGCAAAAUUAUAUAUACCUGCAGACAGUAAUCAGAAAAAGUAUUGCUGAGCCCUGUGUGUAUAACCCAGAGUAUUCAUUGUCUUAAAGCAGAGCUGCUGGUAUUAUGAGGAUGAUCAGGGUUUUGCAAAGGUGCCCUCUUUUCCUUCUAACCUCUGAAGGAAAUGGGAUGAGCAACAUAAGAAAGGCUGCACUGGGUCAGACCAAAGGCCUGUCUGGCUUGGUAUUCUGUCUCACAGUGGCUGGGUUUGAAUGCCUAGGGGGUACUGUAAGGGUGAAGUGGUUUUAUAGUGAUAUGGUAUUUUCCUUUUACAUCAUCUUAGCCCAGUGUCCAGUCUCAAAAAGAUUUACAAACUCUUUCUUCAAGGCUGGAGAAAACUUUUGUGAACCUUUUGGCUAUAGUAUUUAUCCUGCAACUGGAUUUAAUUAUAUUUUUAGAAGGACAUGUAAUCUGGCUUUAAAAACAUCAUGUAAGGAUUAGCUCAUCGUUUUUGGUAAUCAGUUUUCUUAUUAAUUACCCUCUUUAUAUGGAAAUUGCAUCUUCUCUUGGAAUAGUUUUUUUUCCUAAUAUCAACAUCCUGACAUUGUUUCUUGCUAUGCUUUUUUUUAGAAAGGUUGAAAAGUCCUAUUCUUCCUUUAUGUUUUGGCUUCUUUAUCAUGUUGACUGAGCAUAGGUAGUUAUACAAGUCCUAUGUAAUACACUAACCAAUAUAAGUCAUUUUUCAUAAGCUUCACGCUGUAAAACUUGUCAUUUAACCUUUAAUUAUGCUUCUGCGUGAAAAUCCCCAGUAUUCCACAUUCAUCUGCAUUCAGCUUUACAGAAGCAGGAACACUUGCUUCCCUAUUGCUUUUCAGGCUUCAUGUACUCAUAUAUCCAAACGUUGUGCUAGCCCUUGCUGCCCAGACACUGCUGUAACACUACAAGUGAUAUUCAGGCAGUUGACUCUGAAUCUGAAGUUCUUAUCACUUUUUUUCAAUGCAGAAGAUCCUAGAAAAUAAGAAUAAUCUUCACUUGUUUUUAAUUCCAAAAUGCAUUGCAUUGCCUUUAGCAUUAUUACAGUGCAAUUUUUUUGGGCUGACAGUUUUUAAAAUUUGGAAUACUGAAGAGCUCAGUCUAUUUAGUUUUAUUAGAAGAGGACCAGAGAUGUCUUGCCUGUGUGGUAGAAAGGCCUUUAUGGAAAUCGAAAUUCUACAUAAUAAAGCAUCUCUUGUCUUGAGCAGAUGAGCAUAAAAAUAAACUUGAAGCUAAAGCCAAAUGAAUUCAAGUUAGAAAUAGGGUAUGAGCUUUUAACAGUGAGGGCAAGUUAACCAUUGGAACAAAGUACUGUGGGAAGCAGUAGCUUCUGUGUAUCUUCAAGCUUCAAUUUGAAGACAGCAGCUUUAUGGAAGUAGUGUUGUAGCUGAAUAUAAGCCAUUAAAAUAAACAGAGGCAUCUAAAAGGCAUUGGAUGGUCACUCUUAUAGUGAAAGUCAGUCUACACGAAGUGAUAGUUGCUUCUGGUUUAGAACCUCAGAGAAGACAAGACUUUUUUCUACAGCGUAGAGAUCUGUUGAACAAUGGGGAGUGUUUUGGCAAACACAGGGAAAAGUCAUGAUGAUGGAAGUUUUAUGAUAUUACCAGAAGAUUGCCAUGAAAUUUGCAUGAGAAGGUAAGGUGAGAAAAAAUUUGUCUGUGCCAGCUGAAAUGAAACAUCGUUUCUGCAUGCCAGUUUAUUUGUGAGUAGUAUGAUAUAUGAGUGUACAGUCUUCAGAACUCAGUUGAAGAGUGUGCUUGGUGAGGAUUCCACCUUUCUUGCUGUACUGGCAGCUACAGUUCGGCUGUCUUGGGUUAUUGUUCCCUGUGUACACAUGCAGCUUCAGCAGCUCUGUCUCAGUUCAUUCGCUCAACUGUGUGAACUGCCUGCACAUUGCACUGAAGGUUAUUAAAUGAAUGAGGGAGAGCAUCGGUGGGCUUAUUACCUUAUUACCUUGAUACUUGCAAAAAAAAAUAUGCAAUAUCUUUCUUACUCACGAUAGCAGUUGCUUCUGCUUUUCUCUCUCAUGGCAUGUAAGGAAGAUGCCUCCUUGUAGGAGUGCCCUUUUGGUAGCCUGUAGCCUUCACUAUCACACUGAAGGAGCAGAUGGUAGGUUUUUCCAAGUAGAAGAGUUCUUCUGCACCCAUCUGAGAGGAGUUGGUAUGACUGGAGGGAGCAAUUUUCUGGUAGCAUGUUCCCUAAAAUUAGGGAGCACUGACUUGUUCAGGUCUUUCAGCUUUAAAAUACAUCAUGCUCUACCUUUGUUUCAAAAGGAAUGUAAAAUUCCAUUGAUGGAAUAGUGCCGCAUUUGAAUUCUUGCUUCAAAUCUCAAAUCCUGAACAUAGUGUUAAUGUCCCAUGCUAGCAUUUGCCUGGAGUGGUAUAUAUGAGACCUCAUUGCUGGAAGCUCUUCUGAGAGUGCCAUGAACUGAGACUGGUCUGGCCUGGCCAGAGCCCCUGGGUACUGCUGAAGCCAUUGAAUUUUCUCUCAACUUCAGCAACACCAGACAGUUAGCCAAAGCUACCAUCAGUUGCAUUCUGCCUUCCUCCUUCUGUCCCACAGGGCUUACCUAGAGAUAGUUCACAAACAGGUCUACUCAAAAUCUUUGAAGAGCCGCACUGUGCAUGUCCCAAAUGUUUUAUGUGGUCAUAGUAUUUAACUGUUUGAUACGGAUUGGAUUCAGGGUUCCUAUUUUGGGGGUAAUAUGUAAAUAACGAAGAUUCAUGCUUGUAUUCCUCUGUCUUAAACUAAUGAUGUGUAUUCUCUGAAUGAGGCUCUUGCAGAAUCUUUGUUCUGAUUAUAGAAACUGGAAAUAAAUCAAUAUAUGAAAGAAGUGUUUUAUCUGGUAUAAUGCAAACUGAGGUGAGAGUGGGAGAAGAGAGGCUUCACUGACAUAUAACUUGAUUUACAGUACUGGAAUGUCCAUAAUCUGCAUGCUUCCUUGACUGUUUCUGUAAGUAUAAACUGUAACCUGAAGGUCUAUAGGGAGUUACUGUGCUUUUCUUCCUUUGAAUUGCAAACUUGAGUGAAGGACUUGAGGUAAUUUAUCAUGUCCAUUCUUUGUGUUUUGCAAUUAUUUUGUUUGUUUCCCAGUUUGUCAUGACGUUUUCUCUAGACAAGUGAGAUGCUCCCUGUUUGGAAUUUGAAACAACUCCAGAGUUUAAGUAGCCUUUCACUUCCAAGUCACUGCUUCAGAUCUGCCAAGUCCCAAAAGGGAUUUCAUUUAAAUGAGCAGGUCAGUCUCAAUUGAUAGUUUAAUGGAUAUCUAUUCAUUUUGCCAAUGCUAACAUCCUUUUAAGACAGAUUGGCGUAAUUCUUUUUUACCAUGAUAGCAGUGGCUUCAAAGAUCAAAUGAGCAGUGGACGUUGAAUUUUGUUUUUCAUAUAUUUGUGUCCCAGUAUUGACGCUAUACACACUUGUGGAAAGAACAAAACAUGACUUCCCUCUACAUUAACCAUUCCAAGGAACAAAUUGUAAAAAAUUAGAUCCUGGGCUGAUUGAAUGCUUUUAAACAAAAAGAUAAAGAUUCUUUGGAAAUUGCUUCAAGUUCUCAACACUAUAUUGAGGGGGGUGUCCAACUUUUAAAAGUGAUGAUUUUCCUCUCUCAUCUGCAAGCUGCACCUGUGAGAACUGAGAGGUGUUCCUGGUGAAAUGUGUUGAUUUUUGUCAGGAGCAAGGAGAAAAGAUCUCUUAACCCUCGAUUGUUAUGUGAAGUGCCCAGAUUUGGCAAACAUGAUCAACUAUGGGUAACAGUCAAAAAUGUCAGAUAUCUAAAAAUCAUUAUGAGCUGGUUCAGUUUUCCACCUACUUGCAUUUUUUUCAUGAGGAGUGAAGCAUUUCAUUUGAUAAUUGGAGGCAUUUCUAUUAAAAAAAAAAAAAAAAGCUGAAUGGUUCUUGUUCGCAUGUCUUUAAUUUUACACCCAAGAGAGAAUUUUCUCAGUUCAGUUUGAAUAGCUGGUGGUCAAUUCAGUAACAGGGCUGAAUGUGUUGGCUUUUACCUAUUUUGAUGUUAUUCUGACUGUGUGUGCUUCAUACCCUUCCAGCUCAGAGAAUCAACAGAAACUACAAAUCAAUACAAGUAGACUUGCUACAUACUAAUGGAGGAUUUCUCACAUCUAAAUAAAGGGUAUUCCAAAUCUGGGGGUACAAGAUUUGUUCCCUACUGAAGUAAAGCAAUUUUCCAAUAGGAGCUGGUACUUGUUAGUCAUUUUUUAAUGAAACAUAGUAUAGAGUUUCAAAAUGCUAAAUGACACUAAUUUCAUUAAUUUCUGAUGGGGGAGCAGGAGGGAGGUAUCUAAAGAUGAGAAUUUAUUCAGGAGUUGCUGCCAUUAGGCAGAUGAAACACAUGGAUUUUACAAAAUGCACUUUUAAAAUUGCACCAAGUUGGAGAAAUCUUACUUUGAGAAGUGUCAUAGCUUCUUCCUCAAAGACUGCCUGCAGGGGCAGUGAUGGCAAACCAGUGGUUCUGCUAAGCUAAUGCCCACACUGAUACUGAUGUUUUUCUCAUAAUUUUGACACCAGCUUCCUCAGAGAUUCACCAACAUUGCCUUAAGACUUUUAUUCAUCCUCUUCACCAUGUAAUUUGCAAGUGCUUGGACUUACUCAGCCCCUCACCAUGGAGAAACAAGCAUUCCCAUUUUGAGAAAGCCAGAGGUGAAGACACUCUUAAUGCUGAGUGUUGUAUGGUGAGUGAAAGAAGUCCUGUGUUUUCUUUCCUGGCUGUCCAGUGUCACCAUGAAAGGACCCUAUACAAAUAAGAGCAGCAAGGGGAGCUUUUGUGAGCAUUUUAUCCCUUGCUGGUCCUUUCAGGUACUGUGGAGACAGCAAGGAGAGGGAAUGAGGAGUGCAGGGUCUGAUUCCCAGGAGAGAGGAAGAGGGACCAUGAGGUGCGGCCAUUGCUCUGCACUUAAGCAGUGCAGGGGCUACUCCAGGGCUACCCUGGGACAGGUGGCAUUUCCCACUCUUGUGACCACAUUGGUAGGCUGCACAACUGUAAGCUGCAGGCUUCCUGUGUUUACAUAUUUAUGUAGAUGUUAAAGGUGGUACUUAUUUAAAUAUCUCCCCACCCCCCCCAAAAAAAAAAGGCAAGCAACGCAGAAAAUUUGUGAUCUCAUGAUGAACAAUUCAAGUUGCCAGUGUUGCUGUAAUUGGUGCCCUUCUGCAUGCACAGGACAAUGCAGCCAGGCAGUUGCAUGGCUUAUUGUUGGUUUUGAGGGUCAUGUGUCCUGUCCCAUCCUCUCUCAUCCCACCCCUGCUUUCACACUAGGUUCUUGCCUCAGUUGGUGUAGGAGGGUUGAGGCCCUCUGUAUGUACAGCAACUUGCAUUUGGGUUUUUUUUUCCUCAUUUAGACUGACUUCAAGCUUUUUAUUUACUGCACAUCACCUAGACCCAACCCUAAAGAGGGAAGAAGUAAUCUCCUUGUUAAUGUCUUUAGGGUACCUGCUGCUAUGGCAUCCUAGGAUGUUAAUUAAUUUACUUAUGUGCUGAGAAUUUGGAUGUUAUUGUCAGCCUUAUUUUAUAGAUGGUGGGUUUAAGUCAGAAUGACUGAAGGAAAAACUGGGAGUCAUCUCUGAAGUUUGGGGGCCCAAGAUGAGAUACCCGGGCACUGGCAAUUUGGAGUGGCUUGCUUUGUAGCCUUUUGCAGGUUCAAAUCACACUUCCUAUGAAGUUUCAUAGCAGCUGAGAUCUCAGAGCUUCUGCAAAUCCAGCCACAAUUACUGAUGAGGUGAGGAGCACUGUCCUCAUUACUGAAGUCUCUCUCUGCUUGUCAGGUAUCAGAGAGAUGACAACAGGCAGGCACCUCUCUAGGGCUCAUUGUCAAUAGCUUUCAUUGCAAGAACUUUGCCUUUACCGUUUCCUGCAUUAUCCUUCCUGUCUUUAGUAGCAAAUGAGUCAGACGCAAUCUCCUUCAGUUCUCGGCCCUCACCUCUCCAGAGGUGUGUGUUCUGUGCUCUGUAUGAAGCUGGAGUCACAUAGAAAAUAAACUGUGUGAUCACUUGAUUUGGCAUUAUUGUAGAAUGUAUGCACAGAGGAACAAACUAGGAUGGUAGUUAAUUUCUUCAAUUUUGAGUAUUUUUAUCUGUAACCAGAUAUGGGUGUGUAUAUAUAAUAUUAUUUUUGAGCUAGGAAUUUUUGGUAUGUAUUCACUUGAUAUUGGGGUUUCCUUAUACAGUAUUUUAGCUUCCUAAAAUAUGCUUUGUCUCUGGAAGUAUCUAUGGUUCCUGGACGUCAAAGGAAUUGAAAAUGGAAGAGCAGCCCAAAUGCAUAGUACCUCAGAGGAUCUGCUGUGAAAUAGCUUGUCUGCUAUAACUGGAGAAGGAUCAAUAGGUAGGUGAAAACUUGCUCUUGAGCAGUUACACUUUGUGUACUUUUACCUGAACAUCAUAGGAUGGUAUGACUAUUGACUUAUGCCUUGCACUGUUAUUUCAAGUGUUGUUCCCUAAACUCAAAAGUAAUGACUAUCCAGUGCAGCAAACCUGUCUGUUGUUUAACAAAUGAUAGGUUGCCUGUUAAUGCCCAAUUCAGCAGAGUUUUAAAAUAUCAGAAAUCUUAGUGUAUAUUUUGGGAAGAAUGCCCUUGGGUGAGAGACCCUCUUUGGAAGCAGAAUCAAUCAUCUGACUGAGCUGUAUUGGAAACAAGGGGAAAGGUACAAAGCAAAAAUGGUACUAACUUUUGUCUUUAUUAUCCUAUGUUUUGUUAUUUUCUCUCCAUUGACUGGUCUAGAUCUUCUAGAGAAAUUAGUGCAUUUAAAAAACAAAAACCAACCAACCAAAACCAAAAAAUCCAAACAACCUCUCCAAGUUUUUGUAGGUUUCUUGUCUCAGACGUGGGUUGACAGGCUCAGUUUGCCUCUGAAUACCUGACUUCUGAUGUAAACAGAUGCCAUUAACCUGAAAGAUGAAAAUCAGAAUGUGUGAAUUUCUACAAAUACCACCUGAGUUUGGACAGGUAGCUGCAGUUUUGGUAUCCUUAUACUUGCAAUAAAGUAUUGUGGACCACAUCAUUCCUUGCUCACAUGUUGCACCUUUAUACCUGUUACAAAUGCUAAAUGGGCAUUUUCUGACCAAAGUGCAUUGUUUGCUCAACAAAAGCGUAAAAGAUGAUACGUGGUAUGUUGCUGUACACCUUAUCUUCUCUCUGCUAAUUGCUGUGGAUAAAGUGAUGAUGUGUACUACCACGUGACUCAGAAAUCACUUUGCUGACAACUACAAAUUUCUUUCGGAUAAGCUGUAACCCACCUGUAUGUAUACUUAAAUGCAACUGUCUGUUCCUGGGAAGGACUCAAAUGCUUGUCACAAAUAGCUGGCAACUGGAAGCACUGGAACUGGUGUAUUCAGAAUGUGACUGCUCUCUAUCAUUCUGGAAGUACCUCGAGUGUUUAGGAUAUGGAUGAGUACAACUUCUACUGCUUGUCACUGAACUACUGCUGGUAACUGAAAAUUGGAAUACAGUGUUCCCUGGAGAGUUUGUCUGUCAUGGAGCUCAAGAGGUUAAUAUGUAGUUAUGUGAUGAUACUAUAAUUUUAUAUGCAUCUGCAGAUACUGGUAAUAGACAUUAAAGUGGGCAUUUAUAUCCUUA
This is a messenger RNA of Phalacrocorax carbo (great cormorant), 15373 nucleotides long. Lineage: Eukaryota; Metazoa; Chordata; Aves; Suliformes; Phalacrocoracidae. The record is from RefSeq and is a predicted model, not a curated record.